AUGAGCAACUCCUUACUGAACCACGAAGCAAACUUCCGGUUGCGGAUUAUGAGACAUUUUAAUCAUAUGAAUCGACUUCAAAACGAAGUCCAUUACUUGAUUGACAACUCUCAAGACAGAGUUGACGAUGAACAAGCAAUUACUUCAGGAGCACCAAUACCACUUUGGCGUUUUACACGUGAAAAUCCGCAAUUAGAAAAUAUGGAAACUGGCUUUGAUACAAGCGAAGACGAAGACGAAGAACAGUAUAUGCCUGAGAUUAACUUGGCACCACUAUCACCACCAGAUGAACAUCAACCACAGAGAGAUGAAACUCAGCUUGAAGAAGACCUUUGGAGAAGCGAGCGAUUAUUUCUAAUCUCAGCACGACAACAGAGCGUUGCAAAUUCCCAAUACUCUGAAACACUCCGCACGCUGAGUGGAGUUCCUUUGAGGCGCCAAAACGCAAUUCGUAUACCUAGCAUUUUGAGUACUAAUAUCAAUUUUAAAGAUGAAGAUGAAAAUGAAACACAACAUCAAGAGCAUGAGCAACAGAUGCGACUGCAGCUGCAGCGACAGCUGCUUCUGCAACAGCAACAGCAACAGCAACGGCAACAACAACAACAACAACGUAAUAUUGCUGUACAAGAGUCUCUUAAUAAAGAAGCUGAGGUUUUGCGGACAUAUCUAGCUGGUUUAUUAGAUCAAAUAAAAAAGAGGAAGACAUACAAAGGCUUAUCACCACUCUUUUUUGAUUCAGAAGCUAUACAUGUUACUUUGGCUUUAGCAGAACACCAGCCGAAAACAUUGUCCAAAACCAAAGUCUUUCCUGGAUUCAGGAGUCUUUUAUCGAUGUGUGACGACUGUAGUUUUCGCUUUGAGGAACAGAUGGAUACAUUUUUACAACAACGGCAACGUGGGGCAGUACCAAAUGCUGUUUGUGCAAAUCCAGACUUUCCACCGCAGAAUAAUCAGACAUAUUCGGUACUGAAGAGAAAACUGGGUCUUUUCGGUGAUGGUAAGCGGAAAAAACGGAAAUUGAACCAACCCUUAUCCGAACUUUUGCCAUCGUCAUCGUCAUCGUCAUCGUCAUCGUCAUCGUCAUCUAUGUCAGCGUCGUUCUCGUUAUCGUCACCAGACAAUAUUUCUAAUCUUGAGACCCUGAUAAGUUAUCCCCAUUUUACAAUCGAUAAAGACAUUAUUGCUAAUGGGUUACGCACGAGUUGCUUUCGUACUGGCUCAAGCUUUGAACUAAAAUUGCCCGCGAACUCGAAUACUGAUAUGCCAAUGAUUGGUCCUCAAGGCUUCUUAAAAGUAACACAAGUGAACACUGCUAACAGUGCUUCCGGGUUCUUUGAGCUUCCGAACAUUGGUGGCCAACUGCAAAGUGAAGUGCGGUCAAGAAUUUGGUCUUUCGCAACUUUUAUCUGCGGCCUUUCUAGAUCAAGAGUUUUACCAAAACAUCCUCGCUUGACGCAAAAAUUGGAUUUGCUUGAAAUAUUACUAGAAGAUACAAAUCUUGAAUACCGCCACAGUGGUGAACAAAUCUUACGUGGUGUAUCUGUUCCAUUUAAUGCAGAUAUUGUUGAUUUCAAGAAUCAUGAUUUGCGUUUCUAUCAAAGCUAUUAUGGUAAUACUGCACGUCAGAGUUCAAGCUGCAGUAAAGUAUGCCAGCAACUUUUGGACUGGAUGACUAUAAGCCCCUUUUCUCUGUUCAAAGAAGGGUAUUUUAUCGAUACGCUCACAAAACUCGAGUCUGAUUUGGCAAACUUUGCAAACUUUGAUGCCAGGAUAACUAAAAAGUCAAAAGCAUUGUAUUCAGCAAUACAAUUUAAAUCAAACUUGUACGAAUUGACUAAAGAUUUUGAUUUCCAUAUUUUAGUAACAACAGAUGGAGAUACAAAUAGUAACCAUAAUCGAGUAGGUAGAAACUACUCGACAUUGUUUUUAGACGAUUGGGAAGAAAAACUAUCUAAUGAAUUAAUUGAUCAAAUGACAAGGAAUGACUGCAAAAUAAUAGCAAAUAUUCAGCUCAAUUAUGUGUUGCUCAAGUUGCGGGUAGAUUUAGAUUUGGCAGCAGACACAUUAAUAAGUCAUUUGCUCUGUCACGGAUCCUCACCAUCAAUCGAGCACUACAGAAGGCUUUAUGGUGAAAUUUUGACAGACGAGUCUCUGAAAGAUGAAUUGCCUCUGAAUGCUCAUUUUUUGUGUUCUGUACAUAAAAAGACUGGACAUUUAGAAAUCCGUAAUACGUUUCCUGAGUUUUUUGGAUCACCAAAUUUAUACCCAAAUCAUCGUUGUGCAAGAAAAGAACACAAGUCUACGUAUUUGAGAUCAUUAAGAAAUCUUGAAGGAAACUUGACACCAACAUGGCCCAUCAGCGAUUUCGUAUAG
This is a messenger RNA of Lodderomyces elongisporus, 2373 nucleotides long. RefSeq lists its product as uncharacterized. The transcript has a single exon. Lineage: Eukaryota; Fungi; Ascomycota; Pichiomycetes; Serinales; Debaryomycetaceae. The coding region runs from base 1 to 2373 and encodes 790 amino acids. The record is from RefSeq and is a predicted model, not a curated record.